AUGAUUCGGAGCUUGCUCAUGCAGGAGGCCACGCGCGAAAGGUGGCAGAACCGCAAUGCCGGGGCCUUUAGCUAUAACGGAUUGAUCUUUCAUCUUUCGUGGGACGGGGUUGACAUGUCAGACAUCAGAGACGCUCUGGAGUACGGCAUUUUCGAGGGAGCCAGCAUCUCCGAAGCAAAUAUUGCGGAACGACUUCUUGACGAGAUCGAGAAACGGGCCAUGUCGCAGCCGGACUCCUCAUCUCGGCAUUAA
Cladophialophora yegresii CBS 114405 is the source of this 252-nucleotide messenger RNA. RefSeq lists its product as uncharacterized. The transcript has a single exon. Bases 1 to 252 code for a protein of 83 amino acids. The record is from RefSeq and is a predicted model, not a curated record. Lineage: Eukaryota; Fungi; Ascomycota; Eurotiomycetes; Chaetothyriales; Herpotrichiellaceae.